AUGCCGCAGCCCACUUCUAGUUUCCCGGCUGACGGCUUCGAAGAGCUCCCAGCACAGGAAAAUAUAGAAGAGGAAACCGUCCUGUGCUACCGCCCAGAGAAGUUUUAUCCAGUACGGCUGGGUCAAAUAUUCAAGUCCAGAUACCAGGUCGUCGCCAAGCUCGGAUUCGGCACUUACUCGACUAUCUGGCUUUGUCGAGACAUUGAGAAGAACUGUUUUCUGACCCUGAAGAUCUGUAUUUCAGGUCAGGAGGGCAACAACGAGGUGGCCGUGUCCCGCUAUCUCGAGUCCAUCGACGCCGCCGGUCACCCCGGAAAGCAGCUGCUCCGUCUGGUCCUGGAUGAGUUCCAGAUAGAAGGUCCACAAGGGACGCACCAAUGUCUUCUCUUCGCACCCCUGGGAAUGAGUUUCACGAAGUUUCGCAACUUAUUUCCAGACAGAGGGCUGGACAAGGUGCUGCUGCAGCAAACACUGCAACUCGUCCUUCUAGGCCUGGACUUUCUGCACCAGGCCGGCGUCGUGCACACCGACUUAUCCCCGAACAACCUGCUACUGGGAGUCCAGAACUCGUCGGCUUUUGAGGAAAUCGAGCGACUGGAGCUGGAGCAGCCAUGUGACCGCAAGACUCUCGCCGAUCGCGUCAUUUAUCGGUCCAGGCGGAUGCCCAUCACGUUCGGCCCGGCGACCAUCUGCGACUUCGGUGCCGCCAAGAUAGGAGACAAGCACACCGGCGACGUCAUGCCCGGCGUGUACCGGGCGCCGGAAAUCAUCCUGGGCAUGGAAUGGGAUUCCAAGAUCGACAUAUGGUCUGUCGGAGUCAUGGUAUGGGAUUUGUUCGAAGGGGGCAGGCUGUUUCACGCCGCAAAGGACGGCCAGCUUGAUGACGAGCAACAUCUCGCCGAGAUGGUUUCUCUCAUGGGACUUCCGCCGGCCAAGCUGUUAGAGCGAAGCGAGAAGGCCCGCCAGUACUGGGACGCCGAAGGCAAUUGGAUUGCUGCGACGCCACUCCCCGAACAGUCGCUCGAGACACGCGAGAGGCGGCUGGAGGGCCGGGAUCAAGAGCUGCUCCUCAAAUUUGUCCGGAAGCUAUUGCGGUGGCUCCCCGAAGACAGACCAUCUGCUCAAGACCUCUUUGAAGAUGAGUUUCUCAUACAGUAUACACAUGAACAGUAG
Thermothielavioides terrestris NRRL 8126 is the source of this 1173-nucleotide messenger RNA. RefSeq lists its product as uncharacterized. Gene Ontology annotation, biological process: protein phosphorylation; spliceosomal complex assembly; regulation of mRNA processing. Gene Ontology annotation, molecular function: protein kinase activity; ATP binding. The transcript has 5 exons. The coding region runs from base 1 to 1173 and encodes 390 amino acids. Lineage: Eukaryota; Fungi; Ascomycota; Sordariomycetes; Sordariales; Chaetomiaceae. The record is from RefSeq and is a predicted model, not a curated record.